AUGGCGGAUGAACAGCGCUUAAAAGAUGAAAUCGUCCAUCUACAACAACAACUGCAAGCCGCACGAGCAGCCGCUGCAAACAACUCCGCGAUUGUGAACAGCGGUAUUAAUCUGGAAGCGCAAUUCACGCUGAACCAAAUCACACGAGAAGACACCCGUUAUUAUCAUGUCCUGGCCGCCAUAGAUUCGGAAAUAUUGGCAUGCUGCUCGGACAUCAUUCGAGAUCCACCAGUCGACGGCAAGUAUUCGGCGAUUAAGGAUAGAAUCAUCAGAGAAUACAGCAUCAGUGAGCAGAAUCGUAUGCAGCAGCUGCUGCGUGGGUGUGAACUCGGCGAUCGCAAACCGUCACAGCUCCUACGUGAAAUGCGGGAUCUAGCCAGAGAUGUUAUCACCGAUGAAAAGAUUAUCAAAUCUUUAUGGAUGCAACAACUUCCCGAAACUACUCAAGCCGUCCUGAAAGUAUCAGAAGCUAAUCUACAACUUUCGCAGCUUGCCGAACAAGCAGAUAAGCUCGCUGACAUCACCAUAACAAGAACAGUUUCAUCCGCUGGUGCCCUGUGGGAUGAAAACAAAGAUAUCGGCUUUGAGGAACUGCGCAAGCAAGUUUCUGUGCUUUCCGACGAAAUCGCUGCUUUUCGCCAAGGACGAGGUCGUUCCCGGAACAGGAGUUUCGGCAGACAACCUGGUGCCCGAAGCAGCUCCCGAGAUAAUCACCCGUAUUGUUUUUAUCAUCGAAAGUUCGGCGCUGACGCAAGAAACUGUCGAACGCCCUGUCAGUUCAAAGCAAAAAACUAA
Aedes aegypti (yellow fever mosquito) is the source of this 795-nucleotide messenger RNA. RefSeq lists its product as uncharacterized. The transcript has 2 exons. The record is from RefSeq and is a predicted model, not a curated record. The coding region runs from base 1 to 795 and encodes 264 amino acids. Lineage: Eukaryota; Metazoa; Arthropoda; Insecta; Diptera; Culicidae.